Messenger RNA from Theileria equi strain WA, 1587 nucleotides. Its product is annotated as WD-repeat domain containing protein. Bases 1 to 1587 code for a protein of 528 amino acids. NCBI's taxonomy places the organism in Eukaryota, Apicomplexa, Aconoidasida, Piroplasmida, Theileriidae. Gene Ontology annotation, biological process: mRNA splicing, via spliceosome. The record is from RefSeq and is a predicted model, not a curated record. The transcript has 9 exons. Gene Ontology annotation, cellular component: precatalytic spliceosome. Gene Ontology annotation, molecular function: protein binding.
AUGGAAAAGAGCGUAAAUGUAGCGAACGAAGACGUCAUAAAGCUGAUUCUGCAAUAUCUGAGGGAAAAUGGUUUAAACAGGAGCCUCUUGAUGCUCCAGGAAGAAUCUGGAGUCGCUCUAAACAGCGUGUCAAACCUGGAAUCGCUCAUUGCUGACGCACAAAUGGGCAGAUGGAAUCAAGUCCUGGACGUUGUAGACACGAUGAAACUAUCGCAAGACACAUUAUUCAAGUUAUACGACCAGAUUGUUCGUGAACUGGUCGACUUAAAGGAAUCAAAGUUGGCAACAUCACUGAUGGAUAAUGCAACUCCGCUCAUAUCCAUGCAGGUUGCAGAGCCGGAAAACUACAGUAGGCUAAGAGAUUUGUGUAAAAAGAGACCAAAUGAUUCCAAGGAGAUUUACGCUGGAAUUUCCGGGGAUUCGGCACACCAGCAUCUGACCAAGAACAAGAAGCGGAAUAUAGUCGCAGAAGCGCUCUCAAAGGAUGUAGAACACGUUCCACAGUCGAGGCUUCUGGCUUUAAUUGGAAUGGCUGUCAAGUGGCAGGAACAUCUCGGAAUGAUCCCACCCGGGGACCAAUUUGACGUCUUUAGAAACACAUCCAAAAAGGGCUCUGAUGAGUUCACGCAGUGCAUCAAGACGGUGAGCAGGAUCAUUAAGUUUCCCGAGAAAUCACACCCAGAAUGCGUUGUGUUUACUCCAAACGGUCGUCAUCUUAUAUCAGGGUCUUCCGACGGAUUUAUCGAGGUUUGGAACUGGUCUCUUGGUACGCUUGACACCGAGUUGGAGUACCAAAAGAAUGACCACUUUAUGCUACAUGAUACACUCAUUACGAGUCUCGCAACAAGCAGGGACUCUGAGAUUGUAGCAAGCGGCGACCAAGAAGGAAACGUGAGGGUCUGGAAACUUGACACUGGAGAGUGUCUAAGGAGGUUUAACAACGUACACAAGGGAGCUAUAACGUGCAUGUGCUUCACCAGGGAUUCCUUGAACUUGCUAACUGGCUCAUUUGAUUCAACCGCCAGAAUGCACGGCCUAAAGUCUGGAAAGACCCUCAAGGAGUUCAGGGGCCACACCUCCACCGUCAACGCGAUUACUUACUCUAGCGAUGGCACAAGAGUCAUAACUGGUUCUAGCGACGGGUUCAUAAAGAUCUGGGACUCCAGGACCUGCGACUGUAUCAAGUCGUUCCCAGCGUACUCUAGCGAAAAGGAAAGUGUGCUCAUGCUGAAACCAGUCAAUGCGCUUUUAAAUUUCGGGACAUUUGCCUCUGGAGAGCUCAUUCUUGUCUGUACAAAGUCGUCUACCAUUCGUCUGUUGAACAUGAGUGGUGCCUGCAUACGGCAGUUUGAGGACGACCAGCUCAAGGACGUGAGCUUCAUCGACAUCACAGUGUCAAAGAGAAACAACUGGAUUUACGCCCUUGGCGACGACAAUGUCCUCUACACCUUUAAUGGACAGAGUGGAAAGUUGGAGCAUUUCUUCACGGUCCACGACAAGGAAGCCAUUGGAGUCUUUCAUCACCCUCACGAGAGCGUAAUCGCCUCUUGGGGAAUGGAUCGCACAAUUAAACUUCUUCACCCCUAA